Molecule: messenger RNA, 5541 nt
Organism: Morone saxatilis (striped sea-bass)
Lineage: Eukaryota; Metazoa; Chordata; Actinopteri; Moronidae
Gene: snx33
Product: sorting nexin 33
Exons: 2
Coding region: 903-2588 (561 amino acids)
Biological process (GO): endosomal transport; protein transport; plasma membrane tubulation
Cellular component (GO): cytoplasmic vesicle; plasma membrane
Molecular function (GO): phosphatidylinositol binding; protein binding
Source: RefSeq, a predicted model, not a curated record
AUGAAAAAAAAGGCGAACUUGCCUUCAAUUGUCCAAGCCUCACGUCAUGGAAAGAGUUACUUUGUUGCAGCGCACACUGGAGUAAACCCGGAGAAAUGGCCCUGACCCGUGCCGUGUGUUGAUAUUUUGGAGGAGGACAUUGUUUGCUUGCGGAUUCUGCUUUUUUCCUCACAUUCAGAGCAUCGAGUGAAGAUGCGCAGGAACCUGUUUACAAGGAAAACGCAGCAAGUUUCAGUCUGAGGGAAUGCGGUCUUAAACUGCACAGGGAUACCAUUACUCAUCCCUCUGUUUUUCCUCCCGGCAGGCCACUUUGUCUUGGAAAUAUCUUCAUCGAGGAUCGUUUUUGUUGAGAAUCAAGUGUCUGUUAAGUGAUCAACGCCAGGUUGCUGAGGAUUAAAAACCACCGUCGCUGCUUUCGGAGGAGCUCGUUGGCGUAAACACUUUUGUUUUUGAACCUGUUUUUGUUGUAUGAUGUGGAAGGAGGUAGAGAGUUUGUUAUGAGAGAGCUGUUGUGUUGCAGAGCCUUUAUAGCAGAAAGUUAUUGUUAGACUGUUAGGCAUAAUAGAUAAUAAGACAAUAGAGCGACAGCCUCAAUGGGCUGAGGAUGCUAGUGGUCACAGUAGGCAUAUCUUAGACUUUUUCUGUUGGCUGAUAGAAGUAAUAGGUUUGCGCAACUGUUGACUUCUCCUGUGUUUACUAAGUGUCAGAUCAUUAAAUUUACAUCCUGCGCUGUUGUACACCUCAUCCCACAGCUGUCAUGUCAUUUGAGAUGAGUUUAAAUAUUACAGUGAGCUAGUGUCAGAUGUUUCCAGUACAGCAUGCAUCAAGACAGUAGCAUCAGUAUAAUCUAGGCACUAUGGGUAUGUAGAAUUUGUUGCUUUAGGACCCACUGGAGUAUCAAGAUGUCAGUGAAAGCCAAAGCAAUCUACACUUUUCAAAGUGAAAACAAAGAGGAGAUCAGCAUCCAGGAGAAUGAGGAACUGGUUAUCUUCGACGAGAACUCAGUGGACGGCUGGUUCCAGGGGGAGAACAGCCGAGGGGAGAGGGGUCUCUUCCCUGCAUCCUAUGUGGAAAUUAUUCGCACUCGCUCAAACUCCAACGUGACUGACUGCUCCAUAAGCCCGGCAGGAUCUUUAGGAAAUGACUCCUCCUAUUUCCCCUCAACCCCAAACACCCCUCUUCAUUUGCAGCAGGGUUACUAUGACGAUGACGACGAUGACUGGGAUGACUGGGAUGACAGAUCCACAGUGGUGGACGAUGGCGACCACACUAGGAGCCCCGGGGCCAAUGGACAUGCCCAUCAGAGCCCACUGUCAAACAACCCCAAUGUGCACUACCGAAGCAAACCACACAUGGAGAGACAGGACAGCAUCUCCAGCUCGAGGAAAGGCAGCAUGGUGGGCAGGAACUUGAACAGAUUUUCCAGCUUUGUCCGUUCAGGGGUCGAAGCGUUUGUGUUGGGGGAUGUACCCAUGAUGGCAAAGAUAGCUGAGUCAUACACCAUUGAGAUGGGUCCCAUGGGGCCCCUGUGGAAGGAUAGCCCACAGCCUUUCUCCUGCUCCAUUGAAGACCCCACUAAGCAGACAAAGUUCAAAGGCAUCAAGACGUACAUUUCGUACCGGGUGACGCCGAGCCACACAGGGCGUCCUGUCUACAGGCGCUACAAACACUUUGACUGGCUGUACAACCGCUUACUGCACAAGUUCACUGUGAUCUCCGUGCCUCACUUGCCCGAGAAGCAGGCCACGGGGCGAUUUGAGGAAGAUUUCAUUGAGAAGCGUAAGAGGCGACUGAUACUGUGGAUGAACCACAUGACCAGUCACCCAGUCCUCUCCCAGUAUGAAGGCUUCGAGCACUUUCUGAUGUGUGCUGAUGACAAACAGUGGAAACUGGGCAAGAGACGGGCUGAGAAGGACGAAAUGGUGGGUGCCCAUUUCAUGCUGACCCUCCAGAUCCCUAACGAGCACCAGGACCUUCAGGAUGUAGAGGAGCGGAUCGACUCCUUCAAAUCCUUUGCUAAGAAAAUGGAUGACAGCGUGAUGCAACUCACACAUGUUGCCUCGGAGCUGGUUCGUAAGCACCUGGGAGGGUUCAGGAAGGAGUUCCAGCGGCUGGGAAAUGCCUUCCAGUCUAUCAGCCAGGCGUUCGCGCUGGACCCUCCACACAGCUCAGAGACCUUCAACAACGCCAUCUCCCAUACAGGCCGCACCUAUGAGAACAUUGGAGAGAUGUUCGCAGAGCAACCUAAGUAUGACCUCUUCCAUAUGCUGGACAAGCUGUCGCUCUACCAAGGCCUGCUCGCCAACUUCCCCGACAUUAUUCAUCUACAGAAAGGUGCCUUUGCCAAGGUGAAGGAGAGCCAGCGGAUGAGCGACGAGGGGAAGAUGGACCAGGACGAGGCCGACGGCAUUAGGAAACGUUGCCGAACGGUUGGGUUUGCCCUCCAGGCAGAGAUGAGCUACUUCCAUCAGCGGCGAGAGGUGGACUUCAAAGACAUGAUGCAGGCCUACCUCAGGGAGCAGAUAGCCUUUUACCAGCGUGUUGUCCAGCAACUGGAGCGCACCCUGCGUAUGUACGACUGUCUGUAAAGACACCAAACUGCUGCCUGGUUCAAGAUGCCAAAAAACAGAGAAUGAGAGGAAGAUCCAAGUCUUGACUCUUUUAUCAAGGCGUUUUGUGAUGGUCACGUUUGAUUCAGUUUGAAAGGACUUGUGAGACGAAGCAGUAGUUACUGGAAAGACGUACCAAGCCAGUCAGUCUUUCACUUUGAUGGAUUCAAAGUCAUGUUUUUUUUUUUUUAAAGACCUACUGUACCUUUUAUCUCUGAAAUACACAUCACACAUAGGCAAUGUCACAGCAUAUUGUUUAUUUUACAUAAUUUAAGGUGUUUGUAACAUUAAAAUAAGAAUAUAGGUUUCAAAAUCAUAGCGGAUCUAUUAGUUGAUUGUUAUUUAGUGUAACACGCCAUGAAACGGGUUCUGUUUUUAAAAUUGUCCCCUUCUCUCCAUCAUUAUGCACUUUGGCUUCUGCUGGGACUGAUUUACGUUGCUUCCAAAAUGUACAUUUAUACACCAAAAAACCAUAAUAUUCUGGUUAAUUUACCAACAUCUCAUAAACAUUCCAGGUGAUUUUUCUCAUCAGACCAUGAUAAGACCAAAAAAGUGCACUGUAUGCUAAAGUGAAAAGUCACCAUCAUCCUGUUGAGCGCUCAUCUUGCUCGGGUGGUCACUACUUCGAAAGUCACGUCUGCCUUAACUUUGCACCGUGUGGAAGACUCACUGAUAACUAUGUAAUUCAGUUAAUUAAUGUCAUUUUCCUACCUUUUUUUCCUACAGCAAGUGCCUGCAAGGAUCUGAGGCAUUAUGAUGGAAUGAAAAUAUGGUUAAAUGAACCAUUUGUCUGUCGCAUGGCUUGUGUUUUUUAUAGGGGACAUUUUUUGUCUUUUUUUUGUGUGUUUAGAAACAAGUUUGCACAUGUUUUUAUACAUAGUGGGUCAAAGUGUGUGGGGGUUGGUUUAUAUGUGGAUGAGCGAGUGAAAUGAGUCGUCUACUGUGCUGAUCAAUUUACUUUUCCAUGAUGGAAAAACAAAUAUAUUUUUUUGGUCAACUUGUAUGAAAAGUAGUCAGAUAGUUGAAUUGGAUUAACUGGUUGUGUGAGGCUGAACAUCAUGCUGAACUUAGCGUUUAAAUAUUUGUAUUAAAUCAUUUAGCUUACACAAGAUCAAAUUCUUCCUGUUACCAGAAUUUUGUGUUCGAUGUAGUCUGGGUAAAAAAAAAUAACGAUUUGAUGUUCAUAUCAAGUAUUUUAAACACCAUCUACUGUAAUGCAAAAAGAAAAGCACGUUAUAUCGUUCACAUUCUCUCAAUGCUGUACCCAGAAUAACUUAAAGGUAUAGUUUGAUUGGGAAAUACGCUUUCUCGCCACUAAUUAGAUGAGAAGAUUGCUUCCACUCUCAGGUCUUCCUUUUAAGUAUGAAGUUACAGCAGGUGGUUAGCUUAGCUUAGCAUAAAGACAGAAAACAGUGUUUAAGUGUAAAAAUGUCAUUUUAUGGUUUUAUGGGAGUUAUGACACGGUUCAUUAAAUAUGCCGGCACAUAAACCCCUUUAAAACCACAACUUACACUUGGUGCUGGUAAGCAGAUUUUGUAACCUUUGAAGGGAGCCAAGCUAACUGUUUCCCCCUAAUAUGCUAAGCUAAACAGCUGUCAGCUAAAGCUUUAAAUGAAUCCUGCAGACAUGAGAGUGGUAUCAGUCUUCUCAUCUAACUCCCGGCUGAAAUGCAAAUACUCAUAUUUCCCAAGAUGUUGAACUCUUCCUUUAAUAAUAAUACUACAUAUACCUUCUGCUCUCACUUUGUACAUUUAGUUUUUCCACACUCAACGAGAUUUGCGUGACCAUUGAGGAUUCUGGUCCCACUCUCCACUAUUCGAGUGAGUGUCACUAAAUAGAAGCUGUUCCAGUAACAUUACUAAUCCUGUUUAACGAGAAAUUUUUUUUAUGGCAACUUGCGGUUUGACGAGACUAUCUUUAGCGUUGUGUUAACCUUAGGUUUAUGUGGAGUCUGCGUUGCAAUUGUAAGCAUUACCUCAAGACGUGUAGGGAAUGUUUUUGUGAGCUUGACGCGCUUCUCCUCAAGCAGUUCCCAGUGUUCAUUUGUCAGCUGUGAGACACUGAUUCUUCUGAUUUUGAUGGAAGGGGGUUAGGUCUCUCAGUGGUGUGUUUGGGUUUUGGAUCGAAAUGUGAAAUGAAAAAUCAUUUUAUGACGUCUCUGCCUGGUGUUUGUGAGUUUCAGAAUUUGAAGUUAGAGCCUUAUUAUGGUUCUCUCAACAAAAAAGUGCUGACUCAGAGUGCAGGUUUCAGUAAACAAAUGGUAUGUGUGUGUGCGUGUGUGUUUGUGCGUGACUCAGAUAUGAGUGUUGUAUCAGUACUGUCCACAUCUGCAGCCUUUAACUCUCUGCUGUCUACAUGUGGUGUUGUUUAUGUUGGGGUUUAUUUUUUUUUUGAACAAACCUUUGCUUUUCAUACUAUUGCAUUUUUUUUAUUCUGUCAUUUGCACUCAUCACAGUUUCUUCAAGACCAAAGAAGUCAUACAUUUUCUACUGGGCUCCCUUUUUUUUUGUUCUGUUUGGUUGUAGUGAAAUUGAAUGUGCUCUCUGGUUUUGUAAUUGAAUCUGUUCUACUCUGAGGAAAAUGUGAAGAGAGCAUUUGGAAAAAGUAAAAAAACAUUCCACAAAGAAAGUAUAAAGGACACCAAAGGCAAAGACAGAUUUUGGGCAAAAGAAAGAGUGAAAAACCAUUCGAAGAAGUGCUUGCAGCCCCAAUCAGGUUUCAUGGUGACACUUUCGUCUCAUGUUCCAAAGCUGCAUAAUGAGUUAAAUGCCAGACAUUUCACACAAGUGGUGGUUUCUUAACAUGGAUGUGUGACCUGGUGAGCUGCAAGAGCGCUCUCUGAAAUAACAGAUGGAGGUUUUCAGUAAGUAAUUUGUCACUUGAUUCAAGGGGACCUAAAAAUCUUAAUAAAAGUAAUGAUGGUGAUCGUUGA